AUGAUUUCUGCAGGCGGUGAAUUCUGGGGUGGUUGCAUGCAAUCUGGCGGCGGCCCCUGUGGUGGGCCGGGCCGGAAUCCGGCGGGCAGGGCAGCAUCGACGUCGUCAGCGGCUGCGUCGCCAUCUUCUUCGUCAUCAGCGGCGUCACACUUAGAGUCAUUGCAGCAGCAUCAGCAACAGCAGCAACAGCAGAUAGGUUCUAGGCAGGUGUGGAUUUCGAUUGGUUUAGCUGAAUUUCUGUGA
Molecule: messenger RNA, 243 nt
Organism: Sphenostylis stenocarpa
Lineage: Eukaryota; Viridiplantae; Streptophyta; Magnoliopsida; Fabales; Fabaceae
Source: the annotation of a GenBank genome assembly